Messenger RNA from Lathyrus sativus (Indian pea), 2847 nucleotides. The record is from the annotation of a GenBank genome assembly. NCBI's taxonomy places the organism in Eukaryota, Viridiplantae, Streptophyta, Magnoliopsida, Fabales, Fabaceae.
AUGUUUCUUCGCAAAUUCAGCCUUAAACCUCAGUGUUCACCAUGGAAGCUUCUACUCGCCACCUCUACUCUUCUGUUCUUAGUUGCUAGUUCAAUUGGAUCUCCUGUUGAAACUCAGAAAAGUGGAAGAUCAUCUGUGUUCUCGCUAUUUAACCUGAAAGAGAAGAGUCGAUUUUGGAGUGAGGAUGUUAUACAUCAUGAUUUUGAUGAUUUGAAGUAUUCAAACCAUGGAAAAGCGAGCGCAAUUAAUUACACCAAUGCAGGUAAUAUUGCGAACUAUCUAAAGCUGCAGGAAAUUGAUUCCAUCUACCUUCCCGUUCCUAUCAACUUUAUUUUUAUAGGAUUUGAAGGGAAGGGCAACCAAGGAUUCAAGCUUCUUUCGGAAGAAAUUGAGCGUUGGUUUACAAAAAUUGAUCACAUCUUUGAACACACACGAAUUCGACAUGAAGAAGUUCUAACUGCAUUCUACAGAACAACUGUAGAUAAAAUGCAAUGGCACCCCCAUCCUGUUGCCAGUCACAUAAAUUACAACUAUUCUGUCCAUGCUAUUGAAAUGGGAGAGAAGGUUACUUCCAUAUUUGAGCAUGCCAUAAAGGUCUUUGGUCGCAAGGAUGAUCCAGUUGGCAGUAGUGGGAAUAAUGAUGCUGAUUGGCAAGUAGAUGUUGAUAUGAUAGAUGGUCUUUUGUCUAGCCUGGUUGAAUACCUUCAACUUGAAAAUGCAUAUAAUAUUUUUAUUUUGAAUCCCAAGCGUGAGGAGAGGAGGACUAAAUAUGGGUAUCGGAGAGGUUUAUCCGAAUCCGAAAUUAACUUGUUAAAGGAGAAUAAGAGUUUGCAAGGGAAGCUUCUUCAGUCAGAAGUGGUUCCUGAAGAUGCUCUUGCAGUGCUUCCAAAGAUUCAACGACCAUUAUAUUCAAAGCAUCCAAUGACGAAGUUCGCAUGGACAAAAACAGAGGACAUUGAUACUGUGGAAUGGUAUAAUAUUUGGCUUGAGACGCUAGAUAAUUAUGGGAAGUUGCGUCAAGGGAUUGAGAUAGCUAAAACUAUUGAGGCCAAAGCUUUACAGUUACUGAAAGGGAAGGAUCAAGAUCUAAAGCUCCUAUUGGAAAGGGUAUUAAAAUCUGGGGAUUAUGGUGGUCUUCGAGCAGAAUGUCUCACCGACACAUGGAUUGGAAAAGACAGAUGGGCCUUUAUUGAUUUAAGUGCCGGUCCUUUUUCAUGGGGGCCCGCUGUUGGUGGGGAAGGCGUGCGUACAGAAGCAAGCUUGCCAAAUGUGGAAAGGACAACUGGUUCAGCCUCAGAAAUUUCAGAAGAGGAAGCUGAAGACCUUCUGCAAAAUGCUAUUCAUGAGAAAUUUGCUGUAUUUGGUGAUGAUAAAGACCACCAGGCCAUUGAUAUUCUUCUUGCUGAGAUUGAUAUAUAUGAGCUUUUUGCCUUUAAACAUUGCAAGGGAAGGAAAGUCAAACUUGCUCUUUGUGAAGAACUUGACGAGAGGAUGCGGGAUUUGAAAAAUGAGUUACAGUCUUUUGAAGGUGAAGAAUACGAUGAAAGUCAUAAGGCAAAAGCCAUAGAGACGUUAAAGAGGAUGGAGAGCUGGAAUUUAUUCAGUGACACACAUGAGGAGUUCCAAAACUACACAGUUGCACGUGAUUCGUUUCUUGCACAUCUCGGUGCGACACUGUGGGGAUCUAUGAGACAUAUUGUAUCACCUUCAGUUUCUGAGGGGGCCUUCCAUUAUUAUGAGAAGAUAUCCUUUCAGUUGUUUUUCAUGACACAGGAGAAAGUUAGACACAUUAAACAACUUCCUGUGGAUAUGAAUGCUAUAAAGGAAGGACUCUCUUCAUUGAUGGCACCUUCUCAGCAACCAAUGUUCAGUCCGCACAUGUUACCUCUGUCAGAUGAUCCUGAUUUAGCAAUGGCCUUCUCUGUUGCACGACGAGCAGCUGCUGUGCCUCUGUUACUUGUUAAUGGAACGUACCGGAAGACAAUUCGCACCUAUCUUGAUUCUUCCAUUCUGCAGUAUCAGUUGCAAAGGCUAAAUAAACAUGGUUCUCUUAAAGGUAGGCAUGCAAAUUCCAGGUCCAUGCUAGAGGUUCCAAUCUUUUGGUUCAUUCACAGUGAACCAUUGUUACUAGACAAGCAUUUUCAGGCUAAAGCACUAUCCGACAUGAUUAUUGUCGUUCAGUCAGAGCCCUCUUCUUGGGAAAGCCAUUUACAUUGUAAUGGCCACUCACUUCUAAUCAACUUGAGGCAGCCUAUAAAAGCUACAGUAGCUGCUACUGCUGAGCAUCUUGCGGGUUUGCUUCCUCUUCAUCUUGUUUAUGGUCAAGCCCGUGAGUCUGCACUGGAGGACUGGAUAUGGUCGGUAGGAUGCAAUCCUUUCUCUGCUACAUCACAAGGUUGGCGCAUUUCACAGUUCCAGUCUGAUUCAAUUGCUCGAAGUUAUGUCAUCACAACUCUUGAAGAAACGAUUCAACUGGUUAAUUCUGCCAUUCAUCGCCUACUAAUGGAACGUACUACUCUAAACACUUUCGUGAUCUUCCAGUCCCAGGAGCACGAGCUUGUAAACAAGUACAAUUUUGUUGUUAGCCUUUGGAGAAGAGCAUCAACUGUCACUGGAGAAUUGCGAUAUGCUGAUGCAUUGAGGCUACUAAACACUUUGGAGGAUGCAUCGAAAAAAUUUGUUGAUCAAGUUAAUACGACCCUUGCCAUUCUCCAUCCAAUUAACUGUACAAAAGAGAGAAAAAUGCAGAUGGUGUUUGAUGUGACAACUGUUCCUGCUUUCUUGAUUGUUCUAGGGUGCCUUUAUAUGGUAUUAAGACCAAGGCGACCAAAACCAAAGAUUAAUUGA